Ornithodoros turicata is the source of this 696-nucleotide messenger RNA. RefSeq names its product putative defense protein. Gene Ontology annotation, cellular component: membrane. The record is from RefSeq and is a predicted model, not a curated record. The transcript is spliced from 4 exons. Bases 90 to 563 code for a protein of 157 amino acids. Lineage: Eukaryota; Metazoa; Arthropoda; Arachnida; Ixodida; Argasidae.
GUCUGCUCUGCGGAAAGACGCCGGCAGGUCAAUCGCUCCAUCGACGGAUACUUGAACGGACGUGUACCGGACUACUACAAGAGGCUAAUAUGAAGGCAGUGGCAGCUGUUGGGGUGUUACUAUUCGUCCAAGUGGUUCGAUGCUUCCCAGACGGAGCUCCAAUCGGUGCUUGUGAAUCUUUCCUACCCCGCCACGGUUCAGCACAACCUCUACCGAACCAUUCUUCCCCAUACGCUGUCACUCAGUCAAAGGCACACUACGGUCCCGGAGACAUCGUCACAGUCAGCAUUACUACAACCGGACCGUCAUUCAGAGGGUUCAUCGUGCAAGGCUUCAACCCGCAGACACGGGAGGUCAUCGGAGAAUUCCUCGGCGGCUCGGGGGUAAAACUUCUGCCCCAAUGUUCGUCCAUCACGCACGAUAAUAACCGCGGCAAGAAGGCAGCGACUCUGAGCUGGAGGGCUCCCAGAGGAACAUCUGGGCCAGUAAUGUUCAGGGCGACAGUGGUGAAAACGCACGACGAAUUCUACGCCAAUCUUCUCAGCCAAGCAGCCGGAUAUUGAACGACACACCAGUUCCACAUCAUUUAGAUAUCUCCUCAUCAUGUAAUAUUCACCACAAAAACGCUCGUAACGCUUCGCUAUACGAGUGAAAUAUACACACAAAGAACCUCGAUACAUUAAAGUAUAUUUUACA